Molecule: messenger RNA, 1218 nt
Organism: Drosophila melanogaster (fruit fly)
Lineage: Eukaryota; Metazoa; Arthropoda; Insecta; Diptera; Drosophilidae
Exons: 4
Coding region: 579-989 (136 amino acids)
Cellular component (GO): mitochondrial membrane
Source: RefSeq, marked reviewed
AGAAGGCAAAAGACAGUAAGCAUGAAAGCAACCCAAAUGAGAAUCAGAUUACACCCAUUCGUCUUCCCAAAAUCCAUUCGAUCUACAUAUAUGUGUGACUUGCUGAGAGAAAACCUAUGCUGGUGUGUUUAUUUUCGAUAGACCCACGCACACAGUCUCAUGAUUUCACUCGCUCUUCACUUUCAAUUGGAGGCUCGUUUCGUAUACGUGAACGGGAGAGCCGUGCGAUCUAUGGAAGUGUGCGAUUUUUGAAGGCACUCACAAAUACUACUAUGCGGCGAGUCGCUCUCUUCCUCGCUCACUGCCCACACUCUUUGGAAAAUGAUCAGCUGUUGGAUCAGCUGUUUGGAUUGCAUGCACAACUUUGGAAAUUAGCCACCAAUUCUGGCUUAUUUGAAAAUAAUAGUGCAAUAUAAACUAGAUGUACUGUACUUUUGAGGCAGCUUCUAGAAUUUCAUCACAAAGUCCCGAGUUUCACGAGGUUGAUGCAUGCUAACAUUCAAAAAUAGAGGCGUUCGCAACAGGGAGGCCUUGCCCGCACGGCUGUACAUUAUAUCGGUGUAUAUACAUAGGUAUGUAUGUACAUACAUAUCAGUGAAAACAACACUGUCGCUAUCUCGCUCACUGAUCGUCUCAAAGCAAGCAAACUAACAAGAAGAGGGAACAAGUUUUCUAACCUAUUCAAAAUGAGUUCCAAUUCUCUAUUCGAAACCGACGAAGAUGUCGCUCAGGCAAACAAGUUAUCCCGAAAAGUGAAGGAGUCCCCCUUUAUGCUGGUGGGUAUUGCCGGAUUCGUGGCCGCAGGUUUGAUUGGAGCCUACAAAUAUCGGAACCGAGGCAGCAUGAGCACCAGCGUCUUUCUGAUGCAGUUGCGUGUGGCUGCCCAGGGAACCGUCGUUGGAUGUUUGACAGCCGGAUUGGCGUACACCAUGGCCAAGGAGUACCUGCUCCACGAGGAACCGAAAAGCAAUACCAGGCCAGACGAAUAAAUAAGAUAUAGUAGGAUCAUCGGCCAAAGACCAAAAAUACAUACAUAAAAUGGUGACCGUUAAUUAAACUCAUCAAAUUGCCUACCUCCCCACCACCUUCAUCGAAUCAGAAAUGGUAGAACAAAUUAUUCUAGAAUUUAAGAAAGUUCUGCAAAGUAUUAGCCAUCAGGUUUAAUCUUAGUUAAAAUUAGUUAACUAUUAAGCGUACACAAUAAAGAAUGUUUCUACC